This is a messenger RNA of Acanthaster planci (crown-of-thorns starfish), 2218 nucleotides long. RefSeq names its product monocarboxylate transporter 13-like. The record is from RefSeq and is a predicted model, not a curated record. Gene Ontology annotation, biological process: transmembrane transport. NCBI's taxonomy places the organism in Eukaryota, Metazoa, Echinodermata, Asteroidea, Valvatida, Acanthasteridae. Gene Ontology annotation, molecular function: monocarboxylic acid transmembrane transporter activity.
GCCCAGCCUGCCGUUUGCAGCAGCACUCGGGUUGGACCACAACCAACAUGUCGCGCUACUGGAGACUUCUGAUCGUUGUUGCCGCUUUCCUUCAGUUCCUGGUAUCCGUCGGUCCCUCGUACAACUACAGCGUCUUUUUGAUACCACUGCAGACUGAGUUUAAGACCAGUGCUGUUUCCACAGGAUGGGUGGGCUCGUUGGCCUCCGCUAUGCUGUGUGGUCUCUCCCCGUUGACGGCCGCCCUUGGCUGGAAGAUCGGCAACGGACGCGUGGUUUGCUUUGGCGUUAUUCUGACGGCGGCCGGAUACCUAGCCACUUCCUUCAUUUCUUCGCUGGCCCCAGCCUACCUGACGUACGGCAUGAUCACGGGGCUGGGCAAGUGUUUCAUGUUCUGUGGGUCUACCAGUGUGCUGGUGGAGUGGUACCAGGGCCGAGGGGACACCUGCCGGGUAACAGGGGGCACAGUGAUUGGAUCCUCCGUUGGUGUGAUGGUUUUUGGGCCUGUCCUCAAUUCUCUCACCGCGUCUUACGGAUGGAGGAAUACCUUCCGCAUCCUCAGCGGUAUCACGCUGGCUGUCGGACUGCUGACGGCCCUGCCAUUCCUCAAGCCCGCAGAGAAAGAACCGACGAGCGAUCAAGGCGACAGCUCCGGAAAAAAGGUUCCGGAGGAGUCCAGCAAAUGCGACCAGGGCCGAGGCGCUAGCGGUGUGUUGUCAAGCGGCUCGGACUCGGCAAGCUGUGUCCCCCGUCGCGGUGGGAGUCUGAAGUCGUUUUGCGAGAAAGUGUUGAAUAUCGAGGUGUGGCUGUGGGUGUCAUCCAUCACCACCGCUCAGCUCGGCUGGACCUUUGCCAUUAUCAACUUCUCGAGUUUUAUGGACGGGAUCGGGCUGGCUACCCAGGAGGUAUCGAUAGCUCUGACGGUUUUUGGAGCGGCGGAGGUCGGGGGCAAACUAGCUUUUGCCGUGUUUGGGGACCGUCUGCCGUGCCUGAAGCUGUACGUAGCAGUGGCUAGCUCCGGCGGAGGAGCUCUUGUGUCGGGUUUCCUGACACUCUGUUCGGCGUUCUGGAGCAUAGUCGUCUUAUCAGUCGUUUGGGGCUUCUGUCGCGGAGUCCUCUAUGGCCUUACCUACGUAGCAGCGGCUGAGUUGUUUACAAAUUACAGUCCUCGCACCAUUGUCGCCAUUUCUGUGCUCGGGUACGGAACAGGCGUAUUGAUUGGCUCGCCAUUAACAGGUGCUUUCUACGACUUGACGGGCGACUACACCUUGAGCCUGUUUGUGGUAGUGGCCAGUUUCGUCACGUCGGUGCUGUGCGCGCUGUCUAUCCCCCUCAAGAGGGCGCUCGUGUCCCGGGUGCCAUGCUGCCGAAGACCAGUGGAUGAUGUCAAUAACAACUACCAAGGCAAUAGCACGAAGGUUCCGCCUGUGGAGGAUAUCAAACAUCGCAGUGUGGGGACCUACAACCCUGCGUAUGAAAUGGAAAUCUGAUUUUAAAAACAACCCGGAGAUCGUGCGUAAUGGUUGUAAGUAUAAUGUCUCCCGAAGGUACUGAUUAGAGGUAGUUUAGCAUUCAAUUCUCUGCUAAUCCCAGUUCUAAACCCUUGGUUAGGGAUUUUUGGGGUAGAGUGGGGGUAGGGGAUGGGGGUGUGGCUACGUGGGUGGAUAUUUGUGUGUUUGGUGGGAUAGCAUAGACCUGUAACGUAAUGACGUCACGCUUUGUUUAUAUGUGCGCAAUUCUGUGACAGUGAGGUGGGAAGUGAUCCACGGAGCCCCCAUAAGAAGGCGCACAUAUUAACAAAGCAUGGUGUCAUUAUGUUUUAGGCCCAUGAGGAAAUCAUGGUGGAAUAUAAUGGGGGCUGGGUAGGGGGAGGUGAAAAUUUCUUAUUGUAUGGGGGGCUGGGGAUUUGUCUGCGUGGGGUGGGGAUUUAUUUGGUGGUUAGAUCAAGGUUUUCAUUCGUAUUACAUGUACACGUAUAUACCGUGCAUGUAAUGUUUGCGCACAGUCGUUUGAGUCUUUUGUCUUCUGUAGAAUCAAACAAGCUUCAAUUCCAAUAAGGGCUCAGUCCAACCUUUGCGUACUAGUUGGGUGGAAUGAGGUACGAUAGUGAUGUUGGAUGGGGUUCUGCCUGGGUAGGGUGGGAAUUGAUUUGAUUGGGAUGGAAAGGAGAUAUCGUGGAGCGCAAUGGGGAAAAGGUGGGAUGAGGUGGCAUUUUGUUAGU